This is a messenger RNA of Wyeomyia smithii (pitcher-plant mosquito), 10891 nucleotides long. RefSeq lists its product as uncharacterized. NCBI's taxonomy places the organism in Eukaryota, Metazoa, Arthropoda, Insecta, Diptera, Culicidae. Bases 7285 to 8655 code for a protein of 456 amino acids. The transcript is spliced from 2 exons. The record is from RefSeq and is a predicted model, not a curated record.
GAAAAUACGGGAACAUCUGAGUGCUUUAUCCGAAAAAUCUACUCAGAUUACCUUAGCGUGGGUCCCUUCUCACUGCUCGAUACCGGGUAAUGAGAAAGCGGACUCUUUGGCUAAGGUGGGCGCAACAAACGGUGAUAUUUAUGAAAGACCAAUUACCUUUAAUGAAUUUUUCGCAUUUGUACGUCAGAAUACGAUCAUCAGUUGGCAAAAUUCUUGGACCAAGGGGGAACUGGGAAGGUGGUUACAUUCCAUAAUCCCCAAGGUACCGACGAACCCGUGGUUCAAGGGGUUGGAUGUAGGUCGGGAUUUCAUUUGCGUGAUGUCCCGGCUUAUGUCCAAUCACUAUAGAUUUGAAGCGCUUCUCCGUCGUGUUGGGCUCGGGGAGAGUGGUAUCUGUGCCUGUGGUGAAGGUUAUCACGACAUAGAGCACGUUGUUUGGUCAUGUCCUGUACACCGUGACGCCAGGUCUAGAUUAAUAGCUUCCCUGCAGGCCGAAGGUAGGCAGCCGGCUGUUCCUGUUCGUGAUGUCUUGGCGAGCCGUGACCUAUCCUACAUGUCCCUCAUAUACGUUUUCCUGAAAUCCAUCCACGCCCCAGUUUAGUCCUAUCCCCUUCCGCCUACAUCCAACCAAACGACAAGAACACGUUAAGACCCCGGAUCCGGAAACAGCAAUCAGACCCGCACGAUACUCUCAAGGCCCGAUGGAAACAACCCAAUAUGCCAGUCCGUAAUAUCUUGGCCCAGCAGCGGAACAAAUUUAAUAUGCUGCUUACCUAUGGCAAUGAAAACCAUCAAACAGCCGUUGAUACGCACCGGCUCGCAAAAGUAAAGAACGGUUUUUUGAGCGCCUCGAAACUGAUCGUUCGCCCGAAGCCGAAGUUUACCGAGACAUUACGAUUAUUGUGUAUAUGAUACAUAUUCUGAUUUUGAUCUCUGUCAAUGUAUUCCUUGUACAACUUUUGUGUUAUGCGUAUCACGCAUUGGUUGUGCGAAGUCAGAGCAAAUUCUGUGCGAAUUGAAAGGACACAUUGGAUGAUUAAAGCUUGAACUUUUGCGUGUACGCGCAAAGGCACCACUCAAGAACGUUGUGCUUUUUUAUUUGCUCAUCACAAUGCCUACUAACAAACUGAUGUGAAGCAGUUUAUGUAUUGAAAAAUGCACAAAGAUGAGUAAGUGGACAAGACUGCUAAUUUAUAUACGAAACUAUUGUUGUUUAACCAAUUUAAUGCUAGUUGAUAAUAGAAUAUCACAAUAGAUCAAAUCAAUAGAUAAAUAGAUCAAAUGUCUCUGGUCGCAGUGAUGAGUCCACACAGUAGAAAAAAAAUUUAAUGAUGCCACACGCUAUGUUUAAAGAAGGUUUUUAUACAAAGUGAAUGUACCUAAAAUGUUUCACCGUAGGUUCAUAGUUUUAGCCCUCUAGUUUCAAAAUAUGAACACCGGAAAAUAUUUCAUCGAUGAAAAUAUGUUUUUUCUUCGAUUUUCCAUCUCAUAUUCAACAAAAUUAUACAUUCUGAUUUUUCAAAAAAUCUAGGAACAAGGAAUCCAAAAUCUGAACACAACUUUUUUUUCUGCUUAAAAUUACGGAAAUUUUCGUGUAAAAACAUACUUUGUACGUCAUUCCAGCUUAAAAUGAGACCACACGCGAAAGUUCAAGCUUUAAUCAUCCAAUGUGUCCUUUCAAUUCGCACAGAAUUUGCUCUGACUUCGCACAACCAACGCGUGAUACGCAUAACGCAAAAGUUGUACAAGGAAUACAUUGAUAGUGAUGUCCGAUUACUUCUCGAUUAAUCGAGUUAAUCGAAUGUUUGCAAAAAUAUUCGAUUAAUUUUCAAUCGAUUAACCGACUUUUCAAAUAUUGAAUAAUCGAGUAGUUGACCCCGAUUAUUGUUCGAUUAUAGUUCAACUUUGUCCAAAAAUGGGAAAAUUGGUUAUGCCAACGGUAACGAAAACACAAGAGAUUUCUAAACCUCUGUUCUCACUUAUUUUAUAUUAUCCAUUUAGUUGAAAAUUGUAGUUGUCAACUGGCGACAAUUGAUUUUACUCUCAUGCCGCACAUUAUACCUUACGUCGCAAAUAGUGCGCUGUAUUGCGCAUCUGAUGUGCUAUACAGCGUACUACACUAAAAUAAUCUCACAUGUUCAGAUUAUAUGGGAGUGUUAUAAAUUUGCACUAUUAGAACAUCCAAUCAAAACAAUGUGAUCGAAAAUGUGUCAUGCAUUCUUUAUGGGAUCGUCUGAUAGACUCACAUUAUUACCAAGCUUUUAAAAUAGAUAAGCAAAUCGUUUAAAAACUAAAGAACAUAUAAUCGAUUGGACUAAUUGGAAAUGCCAUAAUUUAUAUCUUGACAUACAAUGUUUCUUUCAUAUCAUAUGUACAUGAAAACAAAUCGAAGUGUUCGUUUAUGAAAAAUACAAGAAUUUAUUAUAAAAAUAAUCUUAUCUCUUAUCGGAAUAAAGCAAUCCUAUAAAUUAAAGCAAAAAUGAACUACGUCGGUCGGUGGCGGUCACAACUUUCGAGAGAUUUCACUACCGACUUCCUGACAAAUGAUGAUUAAAAAGGAAAUUACCGGUUCAACGUUGGCCACUUGAUCCGAGUUCCAAUGCUCUGUUCGUUGUUUGCUCGAUGAUACGAUUUGAAAAGUGCCAAUUUUUUCGGUGUGAUCUAUAGUUGUGAAUAUCUAGGUAAUUUUAAACUCAAAUGAAGUAUAAAAAAUAAUUUACCUAUUGGAGAUCAGGAAAUAUCCUUCCAAUCACCCAAUAAGACGCCGUCUUUUCGUGGUGUAGCCAUUUUGAAUCUGGAUGACUCGAAACCAAAUCCAAACGUCAGAACAAAACUUCACAGUUAACUGACACAAAGUCCAAAGUCACGACGACGUGUGUUUUUUAUUGGAUUUAUCAAUAAGAUUUAUAUGUUGGUUUCGAUACAUGACGGUUUUAUAUACCUACUUUAUGAAAUGUAUUCCGCAAUAUUGCCUGUAAAUUCAACUUUCUACCACACAUGUUAGACGUAAAUGAAUAUCAAAUAAAAUGGAUGUGAAAAUCCGAUAAUUAUUAUUUCAUUGUGCGAUUCGUUAAAAUUAUUGUAUCACACUUUUGUUAGAAAUGGAUUUCUAAUGGAAUUAAUUAUAAUUAAGAGAUCUUUUGGUACGGUAAAUUCAUUGGACAAAUUUAAUAGAGAAUAUAUGUCGACUUGUUUCAGUGACUUCCCACUUAAGGAUAUCUAAAGUCACAGCGAAAAGUCGCGCGCAACAGAAGUCGCGAUUCGAUUUAGUGCUGCGACGUUAAUAUUUCAUUCAAAAUUAUAAAAAUGCGCGCACGAACGAAAACUAAACUUCUUUUUUGCGUGUUCACAAACAAAACUCUUGGCGUCGCGAUUACGAAGUUGAAAAAGAUUUUAAGGGCUGUUCGCACUAACGCGAAUUCACAUAAGCGAUUGUUAAAAUAUGUGUGAGUGCCAGAGCUAAAAUAUUUCCUUCCCUCUUUUUCGCAUGCAAGAACCGAACGAAUUCGCGUUGACGGUGUUGCUGAUAUUUUGUUUGUUUUUGCAUGCGAAAAUGAAGAAAUGAAAUAUUUUCGCUUUUGUUAUCACGCAGAGGUACAACAACAGGAAGCAAGUCAGGCCAACAAAGUAUGCCAAUUAUCUCUGGCAGAUUUUGAGAGCUGAACACUGAACACAUCUAAAACGACUUUUUGGAUUGUUAAUACGAUGCAAAAAAUCACUAGGCAGUGUAGAGAGGAGCAACCUGAACCAGUCAACAUCGAACCAAGUACUGACCUGUGGGCUGCCCACGGUACUCUUGCUAGAGAAGCAUCAAGAUACAAAAACAUCAACCAUAUGGUUGGAUUACCCGGGGGUUUACGGCAGUAUUUGCAUGGCGAUUUGGCACCAAGGUAUUCUGACCCAGUAUGGAACCGAAUUCAAGGACAGAUUCCAACGCUUUAUAAAAUACCGAUGAAAUACAUGCCAGUUCUAGGAACAUCCGUUCCUUCAGAAGUCUUCAGCAAAGCCGGUCAAACUAUUACAAAGCUGCGAAAUCGGCUCCCAAAUGUUCCUAAUCUAACAGUCGAUAGGAGAGGAUGCAUGGUUCCACUGAUGGCACCUACUCACGUCACAGGGUGUCUAGAGCCAUUCAUUGUCAUUCGAAUGUUUAGCAUUUUUGAAAUAAAUGUUUCUUUUCUCGCUUUCCAAACGGUAAUAAGUAAAUUUAUAUAGUGGUUACUAUUUAUUGAUUCGUUUGCCUAAUGUUUAGGAUAUAGGAUUCGAUCACUUAAAUCUAGUGUAAAGUUUUUUGUACAGCAAAAUCACUUGCAAACGAAUGCACAAUUGGUCGGCGUGCGACCAGACCGAACCAAGCGCCAUUUUUUUGAAAAUUGAGUUUUUAACACUAGUGAAUGUUAAAACUGAUAAUCUAUCUUUUAUGGAAAAACGAAAUCAUUUGAACAGUUUAUAAUGGUAUUAUAACAAAAUUUCUCUGCAGCAACUUGCAGGAAGCUUACGGGAUGAUUAAACUUUGAUCGCCGAUUACUCGAAACAAUGUUUUGUUGUCGCAUGCCGACCAAUUGCAAAACUGAAGAACUAAUUGAAUCGGAAAAAUACUUUCUCGAAGAUUUAUAAAGAAUUAGGCUAAUUGAAUUAAUAAAUGUAUUAAACAAUGUGAUUUCAAACCGAAUAGCCAAAAGUCUUUUAAAGAAAGUUUCAAUAUGUUGUAAAAUUGUACAAUACUGUUUGCUGCAAAAAAGCAAAGUUCAGGUGUAACACUAUUUUACACAGAAUUUGCAUUAGAGAUCCGAUCAUAGGCUUGUUUCAUGAACCAACUUCGUACAUUAAAAUCAAGAGGUAGGCCACGGAAUAUUUCUAGAGCUUUCUGCCAGAUUUGUUAGUAAAAUCUAGAGAUCAAGUUUAUUGGUAACUGACUGUUGGUCAGCCCUAACAUUUUAUUUUUGAACGUAGGGUUCGGCAAUCAGGUAAUCGAUUAUCUCGAUUAAUCGAAUAUCUUGCAUCAGCUAAUCGAGUCCGAUUAGCGGACACAAACAAAAUAGUCGAUUAACAAUUAAUCCAUUAGUUGAGAAAAUCGGACAUCACUAUACAUUGACAAAGAUCAAAAUCAGAAUAUCGUCAGUUGAAUUCAAUACUGGCACAACUCAAAAUUUUGCAGUUUUGAGUUAUUGAUGGCAAACUAUGUCAAAUACUAUAAAGUUUCAUCUCACAAAAACCCGUUUCAACAUUCACAAUAUUUCCAGAAAUAUAAGUAGAUGUGCCUUUAUUGCACAAAUCUAAAAUAUCCCUAGAAAGACAGAAAAAUGAGGUUACAAUUCUUAUAACUUGCUUAUUACAUGCACAUGAUAGACCGAAACAAGUUUAAUAAAAAGGGGAAGUCUCAAAAUUGGAAUUUUUCACGAAAAUGAAAAAAGAAAUUUUUGACGCAAAUUUUCAAACGCGUUUUUCUCGAAACUGAAUUUUGAGUUGUGCCAGUAUUGAAUUCAACUGACGAUAUGUAUCAUAUACACAAAAAUCGUAAUGUCUCGGUAAACUUCGGCUUCGGGCGAACGAUCAGUUUCGAGGCGCUCAAAAAACCGUUCUAUACUUUCGCGAGCCGGUGCGUAUCAACGGCUCGUGCAUCCCUAAAAAUCGUCAGCAACCGAAACAGCCAAUAGCGAGCCUUGUUGCCGCGGAAGUAAUUGACGCUGGUGCCAGUAACGCAGAACCGAAUGCAUGUGAAUGAAACCAGAAUCAUAAAUAAAUGCAGAAUGUUUUGGACUAAUCUAAUGUUUUUGUUUAUUGUUAAUGAUUGAAUGAUGUUUUCAAAUGACCUGAUUCAUGAAAGUGAAUCGAUCAGACAAUAAUUUCUUCAAUGGAGUCAGUACCCAACUUAACAGUAUUGAUUGCUGGUUGCACUGUUUUAACGAUGCCAACCUUCUGAACAUCGGCUGAUGCUUUAUAAGUGUAGUGUUUUGGAGCUGCGCAAUACUUUCAAAAUACGCUAGAGCAUCAAAUGCGUUAUGCCCAACGCGCAUGCGUUGUACUGGUUCCAGUUUUAAUCAGUAAAUGCGCUAAUUUCGCUCUUAAAUGAUCUGGUUACGCACACUCCAACUUUUGCGUGCAAGAACACUUCGUUUAAUUAUGUUUAUUCUUCAUCUUUUUCGGCUCAAAAUUGAAAACCAAGUCUUCCAAUACGCGUAACCGUUAUUUGGUGUGCGUAGUAGUUGUCUUGGUAAUAAAACGGUUUGAAAAUUUUUCAUCAUCAAAGUAGGCGUGUAUUUGUAUUAUUACAUUUCAAAAUGGUUAUUUAUAAUGCAACGAAUAGUUAGUCCUUUUCAGGUUUGUAGCUUGUCGGUAAAAAUAUUAUUUACACAACUAGAAUCGUUUUAUCCUUCAUUAUAUUUAAAAGCAUUUAUUAGUAAUAGCUCAACCAUACAAUGAUAGAAGCUAAAAUAUCUGAGACAGCUAAAAAUGAACUUUAAAAUGUGACUACUGUUGUAUGCUGAAACAGCAGCACAUAUUUUAGGUUUGUAGUUCAAAUGGUUUUCUUGCAUUUCAUGAAUUGGUCAGAUAUUAUCGAAGUCCUUGUGAAAAGCUUCGGUCGUUUGUUCUGAUUAUUUCACAAGGCCUUCAUGUGAUCGUUUGCAGAACUCCGGUACAUGAAAUUUCGGGAUGUGAAGUUUUGGUGUCGGACGGGGGUAACCCUGCGAUAAUCUAGUCAUUGAAUAUUAAUAUUGAAUAUUAAGUAUAUCGUUGGAUAAACCUGCAUCCGUCUUGCCCGUGGUUUCCCUAUGCGACCGUUUCAACAACAAACAGCAAAUGUCAGAAAUAUUUUGAUUACACUUGUAGCAAGAUGCAUGGACAUUCCGCGUCGAACACUCGACAGAAACGGACGUGCAAAGUGGUCGUUCUAUUACAAUCCGGUCCCUGUGUACGAAUAGCCAAACAAAAGAGUGUAUUAUUCGCGCUAAAGGCCAACUAGAUUGUGAGUUGUGUCGAUACGUUCUGUACCCGGCUCACAACUUUGGCUGUAUUGGUGCAAAAUACCAGCUGCAGUUUUGAUCUGUGCACCGUGAAUAGAUCUUUUUAAUCCAAGCCCAUCAGUUGACAGUCGAGUCCGUGUCGCUGUGCUGAGUGAUCUCACACCCGGCUCACUGCUGGUGGCUGUAUUGGUGCUGCUGUACUGGAGCUACUGGCUGCUUUGGGUGCAGCUUCGAACGAUCGGACAACCACUGCUGGAAGGAAGAAGUAAAGAGGUACGUGUUCUUGUCGGCGCUAGUGCGCUAGUGCGCUACAUUUAGCGCAAUGGAUAUAGAUCCCUCGCCUCCCGUGCCACCAUCCCCGAACCCCCCUGACCCUGACCCUUCUGUUACCCCCUCCCCUGUUCAUUCUCCAGUCCCCCCUCGCCCCAGGCUUUACCCGGACGGAUCUCAACAGGGCAGCUAUACUGUUUAUUUUCGUCCAAAGGCAGGAGUGAAUUCAAAGCGUUUAAACAUACUGCAAAUUGCUAAAGACCUGACGAAGGGGUACAAGGCCGUGACCGAAAUUUCAAAGGUCCGACCUAACAAGCUCCGUGUCGUGGUCAGUGAUCUGGCACAGGCCAAUGCUAUCGCUUGCUCUGAGCUCUUCACACGCGAGUAUCGCGUCUACAUACCCGCACGAGACGUGGAGAUCGACGGUGUCAUAACCGAUUCGAGUCUGUCUGUCGAGUGUAUCCUAAAAAGCGCAACCGGUUGCUUCAAAAAUACCGAAACACAGGCGAAGAUUUUGGAUUGUAAGCAAUUGCGGUCCAUGUCUCUCGUCGGCGGUAAAAAAGUUUACACUCCGUCAGACUCGUUUCGCGUUACGUUUGCCGGAUCUGCACUCCCUAGCCACGUCUCGAUCGACCGGGUUCGUCUGCCUGUGCGAUUGUAUGUACCCCGUGUUAUGAAUUGCACCAAUUGCAAGCAGUUAGGCCACACAGCCGCCUACUGCUGCAAUAAGGCACGAUGUAGCAAGUGUGGGGAGACUCAUGCGGAAGAUUCUUGCAGUGUUAAUGCUGAAAAAUGUAUUCACUGUGGGGAAAACCAGCAUGAGCUCUCCACAUGCCCGGUGUACAUGCAGCGCAGAGAUAAAAUCAAGCGGUCACUUAAGGAGCGUUCAAAGCGUUCUUACGCUGAGAUGCUGAAGAAGACCGUGACCACUUCUACCAUAACAUCGAACCCCUUUGAUCUGUUGCCCUCUGAUGAAACCGAUUCUGACGAUUCAUCAGCGGGAACAUCUUAUGCCAAUCCUGGGGAGUCUAGGAAGAGGAAAAAUGUUUCUUCUCCUAAACUUCCCCGUAAAGGUCCUAAGAUUUCCCAAAGUGUAAUGAAAAGUACGAACAAACCAAACAGUGCUGCGGAAAAACCGAAGCAAACUCCUCCUGGGCUUGCAAAUUUAAAGUCCCAGAAGGAGUUCCCAGCACUGCCAGGAACAUCUAAAACCCCAGUUGUUCCUUUUGCACAUCCAGUUGAUGAAACAAACUCUGGAUUAGUGAAAUUUACUGACAUUGUGGACUGGAUUUUUGAAAAUUUCAAUGUACCCGAUCCAAUUAAAAUUUUUCUUACAGCAUUCCCCCCAACAGUUAGAUCAUUUUUGAAGCAGUUGACUGCCCAAUGGCCCCUCCUUGCAGCGGUUGUAUCCUUCGAUGCCUAAUUCAACUGCGUAUAUGAAGGAUUCUAUCUCUGUCUUACAGUGGAAUUGUAGAAGUAUUUUACCAAAAAUUGAUUCGUUUAAAGUUUUGAUAAAUAAAAACAAAUGCGAUGCAUUUUCCCUUUGAGAAACUUGGCUUACUUCAAAUAUUGAUCUCAACUUCCAUGAUUUUAAUAUUAUUCGCCUUGAUCGAGACACCCCAUAUGGAGGAGUACUUUUAGGGAUUAAAAAGUGCUAUUCUUUCUAUCGUAUUAACCUCCCCUCGAUUCCAGGCAUCGAAGUUGUCGCAUGUCAAAUGACAAUACAAGGUAAAGAGCUUUGUAUUGCCUCAAUAUAUAUUCCUCCCAGAGCACAGGUUGGGCAACGGCUGCUGUUUGAUUUAAUAGAACUUCUUCCCUCGCCACGUUUGAUUUUGGGAGACUUCAACUCUCAUGGCGUGGCUUGGGGUUCCCCAUACAAUGAUAACCGCUCCUCUUUAAUCUAUAACCUUUGCGAUGACUUCGACAAGACUAUUUUAAACAACGGUGAAAUGACACGUAUCCCGAAACCUCCAGCGCGCCCAAGCGCUUUGGAUCUAUCCUUAUGUUCGACGUCGCUAUUGCACAUGGAAGGUAAUCCUUGAUCCUCACGGUAGCGACCAUUUGCCUAUUCUUAUUUCAAUUAAUAACGGGUCAACUCGCAUGCGACCAAUUGACAUUCCGUAUGACCUCACACGGAAUGUCGAUUGGAAGUUAUACGAGGAAAUGAUUUCAAAAGCGGUCGAGUCGAUUCAACAUCAUCCACCACUUUAAGAAUACAACCUCCUCGCGGGCUUGAUUCUCGACGCCGCGUUGCAAGCCCAAACGAAGAAAUAUCCCGGCGUAACGAUCAAAGAACGGCCUUCCACUCCGUGGUGGGACCAAGAGUGCUCCGAUGUCUACACGCAAAGAUCCGACGCGUAUCUGACCUUCCGGGAUACAGACGAUGCCGACGACUUUAAACGUUAUUCGGAGCUUGAUACCAAGUUUAAAAGCUUGAGGCAAAGAAACGCGGAUAUUGGCGUCGGUUCGUAAACGAGACGUCGAGGGAGACAUCAAUGAGCACUCUUUGGAACACAGCCCGAAGAAUGCGGAAUCGCGUAACGGUCAACGAAAGCGAGGAGUCUUCAAGUAGGUGGAUAUUUGAUUUUGCCAGGAAAGUAUGUCCGGACUCUGUUCCUGAGCAAAACAUUGUUCGCGAUGCGUCUCCGGGCCACGACGCGAUUGAAUCACCUUUAACGAUGGCAGAAUUUUCAGUUGCCCUCUGUCCUGUAACAAUAACGCAUCAAAUUCAACUUGUUGAAGAAUCUACCCGGCAAUGCCAAGAGGCGCUUGUUGAACUUGUUCAAUAAGUUCCUGGAGCAAAAUAUUGUACCGCAGGAUUGGAGGCAAGUGAAGGUGAUCGCCAUCCAAAAACCAGGGAAACCAGCUUCUGAUCACAACUCUUAUAGGCCGAUUGCAAUGCUAUCCUGUAUCCGGAAAUUGAUGGAAAAAAUGAUACUCCGUCGUUUAGACCAUUGGGUCGAAUCAAAUGGUCUACUAUCAGAUACUCAAUUUGGCUUCCGCCGUGCCAAAGGGACGAAUGAUUGUCUUGCGUUGCUUUCAACAGAUAUUCAGCUGGCGUAUGCUCGCAAAGAACAAAUGGCGUCUGCGUUCUUGGACAUUAAGGGGGCUUUUGUUUCCGUUUCUAUUGACAUUCUUUCGGGUAAACUUCACCGACAAGGAUUUUCUCGAAUUUUGAACAAUUUUUGGCACAAUUUGUUGUCCGAAAAGCACAUGCAUUUUACGCACGGCGAUUUGGCAACUUUUCGCAUUAGCUACAUGGGUCUUCCCCAGGGCUCAUGUUUAAGCCCCCUUCUUUACAACUUUUAUGUAAAUGACAUCGACGAAUGUCUGGCAAACUCAUGCACGAUAAGACAACUUGCAGACGACCGUGUAAUCUCUGUUACAGGAGCCAAAGCUGCCGAUUUGCAAGGACCAUUGCAAGAUACCUUGGACAAUUUGUCUGCUUGGGCUUUACAGCUAGGUAUCGAAUUCUCUCCGGAGAAGACUGAGAUAGUAGUUUUUUCUAGGAAGCAUGAACCUGCUCAGCUUCAAACACAAUUAAUGGGUAAAACGAUUUCUCAGGUUUUGGUACACAAAUAUCUUGGUGUCUGGUUCGACCCUAAAGGCACCUGGGGUUGUCACGUGAGGUAUCUGAUGAAAAAAUGUCAACAAAGAGU